AUGGUUCAUCUUAGAACACCGACUUGUGAACACCAUUCCAAAGUAAUACAUUGUCCAGUAUGUGGAGAAGAUAUUUGUUUAAUAUGUUUUGAACAGUCAGUAGAAGUUAAUGGAAGAUGUCCCUUAUGUAAACAACUAAUCCCAACACAUGAUUUGAAACAAAUUAGAAACCUCGCUUCUGGUGUGAGUCCUUAUUCUAUGGGAAAAGACUGUGAUUCUCCAAGAAUUAAGGAGAGUGAUUAUUGUGCCUCAACUCAAUCUUUUUUAUUUGAUGUUCCAACAACAAACAAAACAAUUACUUUUACUUAUGAACAAGGAUCUAAUUCACAAAUAAUUAGAUACGCAACACUUGAAAAAUGUUUACAGUAUAUCACAUCUUGUGAUAGUUCUGAUAUUUUUUUUUCUGAGUGCUUUAUUCUUGUUCAUCCAUUAGUAGUAAGUAGUUGUAAACUUAUGGAGUUAUUAACUAUCCGAUUUAAUCCUACAUAUCCACAAGGAAUUAGUUUCGAAACAUUUUUACAAAAGGUAUUAGUUCCAAUUCGAUUAAAAGUGAUGGGUUUACUUAGAAUGUGGAUUCAAAAUCGAAAGGCUGAUUUUCAAAAUGAAAAGCUUUAUGUUCAACUUGAUGAGUUAAUGAAAAAAAUUUGGGCAUUUAAACCUAAUUUAGCUCAUGCAAUUCAAGUACAAAUUGAUAAAGAAAUUGAAAAUUCUACAGAAUCUAAAUUAAUGAAACAAAAAUCAAUUUCAUCUAUUGAUUGUUCUAUUUCACCUCGUGAAUAUUUUGGAACAAAUUCUUCUUUAUCUAUCAAAUCUUGUCAAGACUUUGAAUCUAAAUUACCUUCUAUUUCAAUUAAAUCCGAUAGAUAUUCAAAAAGUUCAUUUUCUUCUUUAAGUAGGAAAAAAAUACAAUGGUUUAUUACAGACUUUAAUGAAGAGGUUCAAAGUUUAAUUCAUACCUUAUUUUGUUUCUCUCCAUUUGAUUGUGCCAAACAAUUAACAUUAAAACAAAUGGAGUUAUUACAAAAGAUUGAAUUAGAUGAAUUUUUAAAGCAAGGAUGGAUGAAGAAAGAAAAAGAGAACCUCACACCAAACUUAUUAAAAAUGGUAAGAUUUAAACAAAAUUAUGAAAGAGCUUUUGCUAUUCGUUAUUUUAUUUCAGUUGCUCAUUAUUUAAAACAAUUAAAUAAUUUUGAUGGAAUGAAAGCAGUAUUAGCUGGACUUGAUUCAUGUAGUAUUUAUCGGUUAAAAGAGAGUUGGGUAUUAUUAAGUACUGAAGAAGUUAAUUUAUUUAAACAAUUAGAUUCUCUUAUUUCUCCUGAUAACAAUUUCAGUAAAAUGAGAGAGUUAGUUAAAUUAGCACCUCCUCCAUCUAUUCCUUUUAUUGGUUCGAUACUUACUGAUUUAGUUUAUACUGAUGAUGGAAAUAAAUCUAAUGAAGGAAAGUUGAUUAACUUUUAUAAAGUCAGGAGUAUUGGAAUUAUAUUGAUGGAUUUACAAACAAGACAAAAAACAAGUUACCCUUUUCCUCUGGUUCCAAAAAUUUUAAGGUUUUGGUGUUGUGAUGAAAAAAUUAUUAAUGAAAAUGAAUUGUUUAAUCUUUCUCAAGAACUUGAACCAACCCAAGUACAAUCAGAAACAAGUAAAGAAAAGAAAAAAUUCAUUGAAAAAUCAAGUAAACAAUAUGAGUCUUUAUGGAAAUCAUUUACUAAAGCUGUACAUGAAAAAGAAUAA
This is a messenger RNA of Entamoeba dispar SAW760, 1731 nucleotides long. RefSeq names its product guanine nucleotide exchange factor, putative. Lineage: Eukaryota; Evosea; Mastigamoebida; Endamoebidae. Gene Ontology annotation, biological process: positive regulation of GTPase activity; Ras protein signal transduction. The record is from RefSeq and is a predicted model, not a curated record. The transcript has 2 exons. The coding region runs from base 1 to 1731 and encodes 576 amino acids. Gene Ontology annotation, molecular function: guanyl-nucleotide exchange factor activity. Gene Ontology annotation, cellular component: plasma membrane.